AUUAUACAUUAUCAUUAUCAUUAUCCCCCACAAAAAAGGAAAAAGAAAACGCGGGAAACAAAAUGUUGUGUUUGCGUAGUAAGCUCAUUCUCUCCCCAUUUUCUUUCAGGACUUUCAUCGAACACCUUCCAUACAACAAACCUAAAUCCUUAAAUUUCACUCUAAACACCCGCAAAUCUCUAAACACUGCUGCAUCCGUCAAAUCUUCUCACUUUGAAACCCUUAAUCCUCAUCAAAAACACCAAAUUUCACUCUAUGUUGAUGCUCUUAUUCAAUGGAAUCAGAAGAUGAAUUUGACUGCUGUUACGGAGCGGAGUGAAGUGAUGGAAAGACAUAUUGAAGAUUCGCUUGCGAUUCUCCCGCCUAUAAACGAGUCUUACACUUCACAUUGUGAUUCUUCUUGUGAAAGUAUUAAGCUUGUUGAUGUUGGAACCGGUGCUGGGCUUCCGGGUUUGAUAUUAGCUAUUGCUUGCCCAGGUUGGAAGGUAACACUUCUAGAGUCUAUGAACAAGCGUUGCUUAUUCUUGGAGCAUGCUAUUGAUGUAACCGGUGUGUCCAACGUGCAAGUUGUCCGUGACAGAGCUGAGAAUUUUGGACAAACAUUAGAGUUCAGAGAGUCCUUUGAUAUAGCUGUUGCUAGGGCUGUUGCAGAACUGAGGGUUCUAGCUGAGUACUGUAUCCCUUUGGUUCGCAAGGGUGGUCUCUUUGUAGCUGCUAAGGGUCACGAUCCUCAGGAGGAAAUUAGAAAUGCUGAAAGAGCAAUGAAUUUGCUGGGUGCCUCUCUUUUGCAUCAGCAUUUAGUGGAGUCACACGGCCCUUUUGGACAGAGAACUGCUAUAGUUUGUUUCAAAGACCGUCUUACCUCGAGAAAGUAUCCUCGCUCUCCAGGUACACCAGCAAAAAUGCCAUUAUGAGUGAACCAGAUGAAUGACUGCUAUUUGUUUGUUGCUACUAACUCUGCCGGCAUGCCUCUGCAUUGUAAAACGUGGAACUUUAUGUUUAUCCAUAUUGCAUCAUGUAUGGUAGAUAAUAUAUAGUCUUUGCUGUACAAAAAUGUUGGCAAGGAUUGAUGUAUCAUAACUCAAAUACCAGAAAUAGAAUUGGUUUGAUUUGGUAUUGGUAAGUUCUUGACGUUGCAAACA
Messenger RNA from Spinacia oleracea (spinach), 1142 nucleotides. RefSeq lists its product as uncharacterized. Gene Ontology annotation, molecular function: rRNA (guanine-N7-)-methyltransferase activity. Bases 63 to 914 code for a protein of 283 amino acids. Gene Ontology annotation, biological process: rRNA processing. NCBI's taxonomy places the organism in Eukaryota, Viridiplantae, Streptophyta, Magnoliopsida, Caryophyllales, Amaranthaceae. The record is from RefSeq and is a predicted model, not a curated record. Gene Ontology annotation, cellular component: cytosol; cytoplasm. The transcript has 7 exons.